UUUACGUACAGCCAACGAGCCUUGGAGAAGUGAGUUAUGGCGUUGAAAGGAUUAUCAUUCUUCACUUUCACUCUUCUCCUUCUUACCAUCUUCCCUUUAAUGUCAUCUUCUCGGCCAAACCCUGCGCAUUCCCAUAGAAAAAUGCAAUCGCAAUUUGUGUUUCCGGAUCACCUUCAUGGAUCCCAAAAGGGUGACAAACUGGAAGGUAUCCACCAGCUGAAGAAAUACCUUCAACAGUUUGGCUACUUGAACAAUGUUCAAAUUCAUUCCGAAACUAAUGAAGAUGAGUUUGACGAGUUCUUGGAGUUUGCCAUUAAAACUUAUCAGAAGAAUUACAAUCUCAAGGUCACGGGGACUUUGGACGCCAUGACGCUGGCUCAAAUGUCGAAGCCUCGAUGCGGGGUUGCGGAUAUCAUCGAUGGCAAGACUUGGAUGAGAUCAGGCAAGAAAAGAAAUGAAGGAGAUGGAAGUAGCCAUUUCCAUACAGUUUCUCACUUUGCUUUCUUUGAAGGAAACCCCAAGUGGCCAACUACAAAAUCCCACCUCACUUAUGGAUUCAUCUCUGGAACUCCGUUGGAAGCGAUAACUCCUGUGGGUAGAGCUUUUUCUACAUGGGCUGCAAACUCUCACUUCACCUUCUCGCAAGUUUCCGGCAACCAAACUGCUGACAUCAACAUAAGUUUCCAAAGGGGUGACCAUGGAGACGGUUUUCCUUUCGACGGCGUUGGAGGAGUGGUAGCCCAUGCUUUUUCGCCCUCUGAUGGCAGGUUUCAUUUGGACGCCGAUGAGUCUUGGGCGGCCGGAGUGGCUUCCGGUUCUUUCGAUUUGGAAACGGUGGCGCUGCACGAGAUCGGACACCUCCUCGGCCUCCAACACAGCUCCAUUGAAGGGGCUAUCAUGUGGCCAUCCGUUCCCGAAGGAGCUGCCAAGGGUUUGCAUGCCGACGAUAUCGCAGGCAUUAAGGCUUUAUAUAAUAGUUCACUUUAAAUUGGAAAUAUAUGAACUUCAUUCAUUAUUUUUCCAAUUUUUUUCAUGUCUGAUGUUAGUAACU
Molecule: messenger RNA, 1051 nt
Organism: Momordica charantia (bitter melon)
Lineage: Eukaryota; Viridiplantae; Streptophyta; Magnoliopsida; Cucurbitales; Cucurbitaceae
Product: metalloendoproteinase 2-MMP
Biological process (GO): extracellular matrix organization; proteolysis; collagen catabolic process
Cellular component (GO): extracellular matrix
Molecular function (GO): zinc ion binding; metalloendopeptidase activity
Source: RefSeq, a predicted model, not a curated record